AUGUCCUUUUACAACGACAACGAAGAAGAAAAUGAACUUCACAUAGCUUGGCCCAACUAUACACCAGAAAAACAACAAAAACAAUCUUCAUUACUUCCACUUGUUUUAAUGAUAAACGAAAAAUUGCGUGAACGUCUACCUGCAUGGGAAAUAAUUUCAUUAAAUCCUCAGCACUUUCCUGAAUUUUUCGAAAAAAUUUUAAAAAUGAUUUGUGACGAGAAUUUGGGCUAUUCUGUUCAAAUACAUCUUAUUACUUUUUUGAAUUAUUGUUUUAAUUCGUUAGAAGUGGAUUUUGUGAGACUAGAAGUUGGGAAACUGUGCUCUUUGCCUAUUUUGGUUAAUUUGUUGCCGUCUAAACGUAACUCCCUAUUCGAAAAAAAUCCAAAACUUAAAAAAUAUUGGGUCAAAAUGGAACAAAAAUUUCAACAAUUACCUCCUGAGGAAUUUGAGAAAAUUGAUUUUUCACGCCGUCUGCUUUGGAGAUUAUUACAAAGAUUAAAACGAACCGUGGAUUUUAUUGAUGACGAAAGCAAAGAUUUGGAAAUUGACGCCGUCACAUAUUGUGAACGCCUACUCUCUUUUUUAAUAGAUUUGGAAGCUCAAUUGACUACCAGACGUUUCUUCAAUUCUUUACUCCAUUCAAGCCAUAUACUCACACAUUGUUGUCUUUCCCAAUUUAUCCGUUCAGAGCAUGGCUCUCUCUUUUGUGAGCUUUUUUCAAUGCUUAAAUUUUAUGCUCGUUUUGAAAUUGAUGAACUUAGUGGACAACAAUUGCUACAGGCGGAGGUAACCAAAAGGCAUUAUGAAUUUGUUUCUCAAUUACAAGCGGCCGCAUUCAAAUUUCUAAAUGAAAAAUUGACUGAAUUUUGUUUGCUACCAGUUGGAUCUGUUGAUUCUAGUAAAUUUUUGCGUGAACAACUUGGCUCUUUAAGUUGUGAUGACCUCUACAAACUUGCCGAAUUUUUAAAUUUGGUACCUUCAUUGGAGGAGAAGGAAGAAAAUUUAGUUGAUAAUUAUUGCCGUUAUGAUGACCCAAAUUAUUUAAUUGAAGCUAUAAUUUUUGUUUGUGAACGUAGACCUUUUCAAUUACAACGCUUAAAUGCUGAACCUCUUUAUCCUAGUGAAAAAGUGAUUUGGGAUGAAAAGCUAAUUCCAUAUGAUCAUUAUGAUGGUAAAAGUGUGCUUCCUUUAAAUAAAUUAAAUUUACAAUUUUUAACAACACAUGAUUAUUUACUUAGAAAUUUUAAUCUUUUUAGAAUGGAAUCGACAUAUGAAAUUCGUCUCGAUUUGGAAGAUGUAAUGUUUCGAAUGAAACCUUGGAAACACGAAUUUAAUGAAUCUGAUGUUGUUUGGGGUGGUUGGGCAAAAAUGGCACUUCCAGUUACUAGUUGUAGAAUUGUGCAUGUUGGAAGGCCUUUGGUUGGAGAGUCUGCUCCUUCCGAAGUUCGUGCAGAUCUCCAAAUAACUUUACCCUCAAGAGAAGAUUUGCGUCAAGAUUGGAUGUCUCUUCGAAAAAAUGAUGUUCUCUUUUUACUUAAAGUUAAACCUAUACAAAAAGUUGGCUAUAAAUUCGAUUUUCGACGCCCAUUUAAAGAACAAUUUGGAAUUUGUAUUGUUAGAGGGUGUGAAGUUGAAGGAAUUUUGACUGGAGAUGGAAAAAUACUUGAUGAGAUGGGUUUGUAUUUUUUUGUGUUUUUGAGGGAAUUUAAAUGGGAAUAUUAA
Messenger RNA from Meloidogyne enterolobii, 1722 nucleotides. The record is from the annotation of a GenBank genome assembly. NCBI's taxonomy places the organism in Eukaryota, Metazoa, Nematoda, Chromadorea, Rhabditida, Meloidogynidae.